AUGUCGAAGAUACUGAGUCCACUUCGAAGGUCGUUUGACCAGCUCCCGGAGUUUCCUUCGACUACGGCAUCGGUCAUCAGAAGCCGUAUCCUUCGGAUAAGUGUGCUGACAGCAAUUCUUGUGCUACUACUGCAUCUUUGUUCAAGCCUAUCAUACUACGAAGAUGGCCUUGAGGACGCAGAAACCGAUGGCAAACCUGGCUACCUACACCUUUUAAUUCCAGCAUCAAAGCCGGACCAGAACUUAUGCAAGACUGUACUCAGUGCUGGCAUUCUAAACUACCCGGCUCCACGACUCGUAAAUUGGAACCAAAAAUUCGAAGAUCCAAAUUUGGUUGCAGGAGGAUCGCAUAUCGGAAAGAUCUCUGGCAUUAAAACAUAUCUUGAUGGCAUGGACGUGGCCCGUGAUUCGGAUCUGGUGUUGAUGGUCGAUGGCUACGAUGUUUGGUUCCAAUUGCGACCUCAAACAAUUCUCGACCGCUACUUCGACAUCAAUCGUCGCGCAAACAAGCGUGUCCAGAAAGAGCUUGGAGAUGAGGUAGUGAGGCAACACAACAUACACCAGCAGAUCGUCUUCUCUUGUCAGAAACGAUGCUGGCUUUUUUCCGAGGAUGAUCCUGAAUGCUAUGCUGUUCCUCAGUCGUCUCUCCCUCAGGACAUAUACGGACCGGAAACAGACACAGACAUCGGGGAUGAGAAGAAUCCAUACAUCAAGUUCCGACAAAGGUUUCUCAAUUCCGGUGUGGCCAUUGGCACCGUAGGCGCGAUGCGUAAGCUUUUCACUGAAGCUAUGGUUCGUGCUGAACACGACCCAAAUUUUGGCAGUGACCAGAAGAUUUUCAGCCAGUUGUUUGCCGAGCAAGAAGUCGCACGCGAAGCCUUAAGACAACAAUCGCUGUCUAACUCCUGGUGGAGUAGACUGACAUCGAGCGCCUACUCAGACGAGCGCAUUGGAAGGUUCAAAAAAGAACAUCUUGAUGCUGUCCAAGGAAAGGAUCUCGAGUUUGGCUUGGGUGUGGACUACGAAAGCUCGAUCGGACUAGCAACCGUGUUCGCUGAGGACGACACCGAAUGGUUGACACCGAGCAACAAAGAAGAGCUCGACCAAGCCAAUGCUGUCCGAGCAAUUGAUACCCAAAAAAGCAGACUUGGGAACGUCCUCAAGGAUGUUGCUGGAACCGUCCCACCUUUCUGGACCUUUGAACGCAAGCCCUUACCGCGCGAACAAACAUGGUCCGAUGUGUCGCUCUUCACUGAUGUGUGGACUGGGAUCGUGCCGGCAGUAAUCCAUCAUAAUGCGCACCGAGAUGGUAUGAAGUCGCUAAGAGAAGAAUGGUGGGACCGUGUUUGGUUCCAAGAGCACGCCCGGAGCCUGUAUGACAGCCAUAUCGUUGCGCCUUUAGGUCCUGUUGCCAUCUCGGGUGGGCGACAAUGGUGGAGUCCAGAGGACUGGAAAGGCGGAGCUCGAGUCGACCUGCAACCUCUGACGAAUGACACCUGGAUCCGGUAUGAAGAAAUGUGUGAUGGCACAGAAGACGAAGUGUUUCGAGAUGGUGAAGGUCCAUGGCGUCUUCCUGAUGACCAUUGA
Messenger RNA from Aureobasidium pullulans EXF-150, 1587 nucleotides. RefSeq lists its product as uncharacterized. The record is from RefSeq and is a predicted model, not a curated record. Bases 1 to 1587 code for a protein of 528 amino acids. The transcript is spliced from 2 exons. NCBI's taxonomy places the organism in Eukaryota, Fungi, Ascomycota, Dothideomycetes, Dothideales, Saccotheciaceae.